Molecule: messenger RNA, 1371 nt
Organism: Drosophila grimshawi
Lineage: Eukaryota; Metazoa; Arthropoda; Insecta; Diptera; Drosophilidae
Product: lactosylceramide 4-alpha-galactosyltransferase
Exons: 3
Coding region: 204-1319 (371 amino acids)
Biological process (GO): glycosphingolipid biosynthetic process
Molecular function (GO): alpha-1,4-N-acetylgalactosaminyltransferase activity
Source: RefSeq, a predicted model, not a curated record
CAAUAUAAGUUGCAUUAAGUGCUAAACAGUUCGGGGUUCUUCAUUAAGUACAGCUGAAAUUCAAAAAUGAUGCGGACAGCCUAAAACGUGGCACUCGCCCAUUUCCUGGUUGAGGGGUAAUUAGACAAAUAAACCACAAUUCGACACGCAUAUCGCAAAGGAGAAUAAAUUGCCAUUCUUUGUACACAACUGGUUUCAUCAACAUGGCAUUUCGUCUAACACUCCUGCCAUCCAAGUAUCUAAUGCUCCUUGCUCUGCUUUUGGGUGGAACAAUCAUAUCCUAUAAAUGUCACAAGGAUAUGCAGCAGGCAAUCAGAUUUGUCAUGCAAUACAAUGUGAUGGUGUUGCAGUCCACAGCCUCAACGGACCGUAAGAAUGUGCCAAGUCCUCUGGGUGAUGUGCUAACAAUGGAACCCCUGCCAGUUGCCGGACGCAGUAUAUUCUUCAUCGAGACGAGCGGCGUUCUAAAGCCUAGAAAAGAGGUUGUAAAAAACCUGCUGCAGUUGACAGCUCGACAGGCAUGUGCCAUUGAAUCAGCCGCUAGGCAUAAUCCCAAUCUUAUGGUUUUCGUACUAUUUGCCACACCCACCUAUCGACAGAAAGAAGAGAAGCUGCCCCUAAUCGAUGCCAUACGAAGCUAUGGCAACGUUCAGCUGCGUCAAUUAAAUAUUAGACGCUAUGCUUUGCGCACACCAAUUAAUGAAUGGGUCAAACAUGGUGAGCUCUUUAGCUCGAGAUAUCUGGUCAGUCACAUAUCGGAUCUACUACGUUUUGUAACCCUUUAUCGCUUUGGCGGCAUCUAUCUGGACAUGGACGUGGUGGUGCUGCGCAGCCUGGAGGAUGUGUCGCUUAACUAUGCAGGACCGGAAUCCGAAACGCAUUUAGCUGCUGGAGUAAUGGGUAUGGCUCCUUUCGGAUUUGGUCACGAAAUUGCCGAGGCCUGUCUGCGUGACUUUCAGCAGAAUUUCGAUGGUCAGAAGUGGGGCAACAAUGGACCGGGUGUCAUCACACGUGUGGCACAAAAGAUAUGUGCCACCAAGAACAUCUCGCUGAUGCUGGCGGACCGCAAACGUUGCCUCGGCUUUAGGGUGUUCGAGCGCAAUGCAUUCUAUGCUGUGCCCCGGAAGCAUUGGCGGCACUUCUUUGAGCCGAAAUAUUUGGAAGAGACUCUGGAACUCACAAGGGACUCGUAUUUGGUGCAUAUGUGGAACAAGCAUUCCAAGCAGCUGCCCAUUAAGGUGGGAUCGAGCACAGCCUAUGGGAAAUAUGCGGAGCAGCAUUGCCCCAAAACGUAUGCGGCAGCUGGUCAAUAUUUCUAGGGUGCAAUUAAAUAUUUUAAGGGAAUUUGAUUCACCAUCCAUCCAUAGCUAA